Molecule: messenger RNA, 3945 nt
Organism: Micropterus dolomieu (smallmouth bass)
Lineage: Eukaryota; Metazoa; Chordata; Actinopteri; Centrarchiformes; Centrarchidae
Gene: slc2a8
Product: solute carrier family 2 member 8
Exons: 10
Coding region: 1154-2659 (501 amino acids)
Biological process (GO): transmembrane transport
Cellular component (GO): membrane
Molecular function (GO): transmembrane transporter activity
Source: RefSeq, a predicted model, not a curated record
UUUCUUUAAACUUUUCAACUGGGUAGUUAGUUUCAAGACCCUUACAGCUGGUAUAAAAAAUGCGACCUUACUUAGACUAACGUAACGUUACUAAAAUAACUAUCUUAGGUUUAACUUAUAUGUUAAUUGUAACUUCUAGCUAGCUAAGUUAACCAACCAACUGACUUAACUUAUAACUUACUAAGUUACAAAGAAGGUGUUUAAGUUACCGUCUGGUCAUUUCUCUCUUCAAAAGUGUCCAUUCUGUCGUUCAAAUAGCUGAAAUGGGCUGUUUUAUAUGAGUUUAGUUACUUUUGCUCACUUUGGUGACCUUUUGGAUGUCACCAUGGAAACGCCCGAGGAACCAGAGGCUUUUAUUUUCUAAACACGGAGUUUCGUCUUUCUUCCGGCGCAUCUUAUUUUAUACAGUCCAGAGCCCCAUAGAGAGAAUCUCUUAUCUCUUAUCUCUUUAAAAGGCUCUGACAGUCUAUGGUCAAACCGAGUAGUAUUAAUGUAAAAUGUAUUAACAGCUUCUAAUAGUGUUGUAGCUAGGAAGCAAACUUUAAACAGGUGAAUAAAACAUGCGACUCUGCCCAUACAGCUAACUUUAGCUAACGUUACUUAACUGCUUUGCUAUUUGAAAUCUCCUUGAAAUGGUUUUAGUUUAGCGCGUUCGGGAGGGGAAGCAUUACAUAGUUCUCCAUGACACCGAAUGCAAAAUUGCCUCUGACAGCCCGGUGUUUCAGUUUGACAAUGAGGACCAUUGAGGUACCAUUUAGCUCUGUCCCAACCAUAGACUGUGAUCCCAUCCAGAUACAUGAAUACUUUUAUUUUGAAAAAGUCAAAACAGGAAAUAACAGACACACAUGAUCACCUGACUGAAAUGUUGACAAAGCAAGUUGGCCACCGGUAAGGAAGCAAACCCACUCGCUGACAGUUUCGGUGGCGACUGGCUGGUUGGAAUCGAACAAUUGAAAUAUCCGACGUUUUCACGGUUACCUGUGAUACAGUGUGAUUUCGGUUCCGUCCUCGUGGCUGCACAGUUGCCAGUUAGUUAGCUGGGAGGAUAACCCUAGAGUAGCUACUAUUGAUUUUCGUUCAGAGAGACCUGUGAUCCAUGCAAAAGGUGAACAAGAAGAGAGGGUAAACAUCAGGAAACGUCCCUACUGUCAGUAUGGACAUCCAGAGUGAGAGGAGAAGGCUGCUGGAUGCGGAUGGUGGAGAUGAGGAUCCUACAGGACUCAUGUCUGAGCAGGAUGCUUAUUUGAGUAAAGUGAAGAACAAGAAGUUGUACCUGGCAACGUUUGCCUCUGUUCUGGGUCCCAUGAGCUUCGGGUUCGUGUUGGGAUACAGCUCUCCUGCCAUCCCCCAACUUACCAGGAUCGCUGACCCUCGGCUGCGGCUGAACGACGUCCAGGCCUCCUGGUUUGGGUCCAUAGUGACGGUGGGAGCUGCAGUGGGCGGCCUUCUGGGCGGUUGGAUGGUGGGGAAGGUCGGCAGGAAACUCACUCUGAUGUUCUGCUCGCUACCGUUCGUCUUUGGGUUCACCAUCAUCAUCGCGGCACAGAACGUGUGGAUGUUUUACCUCGGCAGAGUGCUCACCGGCCUCGCCAGCGGGGUCACGUCACUGGUCGUCCCACUGUAUAUCUCCGAAAUGGCACACGAGCGAGUACGCGGGAUGUUAGGCUCCUGUGUGCAACUCAGCGUGGUGCUCGGCAUCAUGGGAGUGUAUCUCGCAGGUCUCUUCAUGGACUGGCGCUGGCUGGCGAUCUGCAGCUCCAUACCGCCCACGCUGCUGAUGGUCUGUAUGUGCUUCAUGCCAGAGACGCCCCGGUACCUGCUGUCACAGGGUAAGAGGCGGGAGGCUGAGGAGGCGCUACGCUUCCUGCGAGGACCCGACGCCUCCGUCGAAUGGGAGUGCGCCCGCAUCGAGGAUGCCUGUGAUGAGCAGGGCUCUAGUUUCCACAUGUCGGACCUGAGGGACCCCGGGGUCUACAAGCCUCUGGUGAUCGGUGUCAUGCUGAUGUUGUUUCAGCAGAUGACGGGGAUCAAUGCCAUAAUGUUCUACGCUGAGAGCAUAUUUCAACAGGCACAUUUCAAGGAGAGUGACCUGGCUUCAGUGAUCGUGGGUCUGAUUCAGGUCGUCUUUACAGCAGUGGCAGCCGUCAUCAUGGACAAAGCUGGAAGGAAAGUCCUUCUCAUCAUCUCAGGUGCUGCCAUGGCAAUCAGCACCACAGCAUUCGGGGUCUACUUCUACCUGAUGUCCAAACUACCCAGCACCACCUCGGCGGGUCUCUUGGUGCUGGAAAUCCAGAGCAAGGCUGGAGAAGAACCCCACGCUGACUUGGCCUGGCUGGCCCUCGCCAGCAUGGCCGUCUUCAUCACAGGAUUUGCUCUUGGCUGGGGUCCAAUCCCAUGGCUGGUUAUGUCGGAGAUUUUCCCCGUCAAAGCAAGGGGGGUUGCCAGCGCUGUCUGCGUCCUCACCAACUGGAGCAUGGCUUUCAUCAUCACCAAAACCUUCCAAGACAUGAUGAACCUUCUAACCAGCGCAGGAACCUUCUGGCUGUUCGCCUGUAUGUGCAUCAUCAACGUCAUCUUCACCAUUUCCUUCGUCCCAGAAACAAAGGGCAAGACACUGGAGCAGAUCGAAGCCACUUUCAGAGGCACAUCAGGUCCAUGAAGUCCCUCUCCCACCGGCCAAAAGACAUCACACGUGUCAAAUCUCAGACCUCAUACUCCUGAACUGACAGGUCCUCGGGGCAUUUUUUUCAAAUCUUUCUUAAGCUUAUGAAGCUGAUUGGGUGACAUGCAGCAAAGGGCCUCGGGCUGGACUCGAUCCCGGGCCGCUGUGGUAAGCCUUGGUACGUUAGACUAAACUGGGUGUAAAUCAUCUGUUUCCGUAGGAAGUCUGAGCUAAACACUUAAUUAUAUUAAUUAUUAAAUCGGGUAAUUAAAUACAGUUUUCCGCAGGUCACAUCCUUAAACUUUUAUGUUUUAUACUGAGAAACAACAUAUGUAAUAUCAACAAAAAGACUAGACUGAAGUGCUCGCUCAGACACUGAGUUGCAGAGUGACUCCCAGUGAGAAGAUUCAGCACAAGUUUAUUAGUGUCUUGUUCAAAAACACUUGGAUUGGAUGGGUGUUAAAAUUUUUGUUAGUGAAACACUGGGCUGUUGUGGAGAUGAACCUGCACUCUCAGUGGUUUUUGCUACCUCCAGUAAGACACCACUCUACACUGCCUCCUGCAGGUCUAACUUAUGUAAUUCACCGCCAAGACAACACAUUCUGAUCAGUGAAGUUCUGACUGAAAUCUGUCCUAAACAGUUGUUCGUUUUUAUACACUGAGAACACUUUCCUUUUGAGAAAAGCUGGUACAAUGCUAAAGCAGAAUGUGGGGAAUACAGACACAAUAUCGCUGUUCAAUUACUUUGAUUCAGUGCCAAAUACAUCAGGAAUAUUUUCUGUCUUCACUAGGAAGGGAUCAUGCCUGUGGUGCUUGCUCCUUAAACUCAAAACAAAGUGUAUCUUGAAGGAAUUUUGCAGAAACUUUAUAGCACUGAUGUUUUGAGAAGUGAGUCUGUUGUUUACACUGACUGUGCUGACUGUUAAAAAACAGUGAAGUGAAACUAAAAAGAUUAUGUAAUGAAAAACUUUGAAACAUCUAUCAUCUGUAGAAUUUUAAAAAACGCCUCUAAUAACAAAAAGGGUUUGGGUUUGGGGUUUGUUUUUGUAAUAAUUUUUUCUUAAAAUAUUCUUGUAAAGGAAAUGUUUGAAACUAUUAUGUGACUUGUUUGCUAUGAGUUCGGUGAAGUUAUAAAAAUAAAUAGAUGAUAAAUGGUCAAUAGAUAAAUGAAGCUUUUUGACUCAGUUUUUCCACUAUGAAUUUCCAAGUUUGUGUUUUUCAUUAUCCCGGUGUGAAACUGAAUCAUACCAUAAACUGUCUGUGAAUAAAAUCACUGUUUUGGA